Aspergillus homomorphus CBS 101889 is the source of this 2342-nucleotide messenger RNA. Its product is annotated as putative NADH-ubiquinone oxidoreductase 64 kDa subunit. Lineage: Eukaryota; Fungi; Ascomycota; Eurotiomycetes; Eurotiales; Aspergillaceae. The record is from RefSeq and is a predicted model, not a curated record. The transcript is spliced from 4 exons. The coding region runs from base 201 to 2258 and encodes 685 amino acids. Gene Ontology annotation, molecular function: NADH dehydrogenase activity; calcium ion binding.
CCCGUUUUCUUGUUGUGUUCACUUCAUCUUCCCUCACUCUCACUCUGCGGUGUAGCUUCGUUGUUGGGUGCUCUUCACUCGCUUUCUUCCUCAAUUUAUAGUCCCUUCUAUCUUUAGGGCCUGGUGCGGGUUAGUGGUUAUCGCCCCCGGACUUCUGACUCCGCGGUUCUCGCAGUGUUUCUCUCUCCCCUACCGCUUCCAUGAGCGCAGCUUUACUCCGGAGUCGUCCGGACACUUCUGCGCUGCGGAGAGUCGGCCUUCUCUCCCGUCGCUAUAACUCCUCCAAGCAACCGGGCUCAAUUGGCUUGGUCGCAGCUCGAACCCGGUCGUCUCGACCGAAGCCCACCGCUCAAUGUCUGGCGUCGCGUGCGUUCUUCACUCCCGGGUACUCGGCCCGCCAUAAAUCCACCACAGCACAAGCCGCUGAGGUCGUGCAACGAUCCUCCCUUCGCAACAUCUUAUUCAAAUCCUUCGCAUACUGUGGCUUCUUCAUUGUUAUGAGCGGUGCGGCCGUGGUCGCUUUCUUUAUCUACGAUGCCACCACAUACCGCGAGAAGUCCAGCGCCGCCGACGUCCCGGUUUCGGAACUGGCUCUGAACCCCCGACGGGGUGGCCCGAAGAACCUGCCCAUUGCGGAGGUCCUCAUCAGUGACAAUGACUCGGAUGAUCGAUUGGCUUCGAAGGACAAGCCUAGGCUAGUCGUGUUGGGAACGGGCUGGGGCAGCAUUGCGCUGCUCAAGCACCUCAACCCGGGUGACUACCACGUCACGGUGGUGUCCCCCACCAACUACUUCUUGUUCACGCCGAUGCUGCCGUCCGCGACGGUGGGUACUCUCGGCUUGCGGUCCCUUGUGGAGCCGGUUCGUCGCAUCGUGCAGCGGAUCAAUGGUCAUUUCCUCAAGGGACAGGCCGAAGACGUGGAGUUUUCGGAGAAAUUGGUCGAGGUGUCUCAGGUGGAUGCCAACGGCAAGGAGCAUAGGUUCUAUCUUCCUUACGAUAAGCUGGUGGUCGGAGUUGGCUGUGUGACCAACCCCCAUGGUGUCAAGGGCCUUGAGCACUGCCACUUCCUCAAGUCCAUCGACGACGCUCGCAAAAUCAAGAACCAAGUCCUGGAGAAUAUGGAACUGGCCUGUCUUCCGACCACCAGUGACGAAGAGCGCAAGCGUCUCUUGUCGUUUGUUGUCUGUGGUGGUGGCCCGACCGGCGUGGAGUUCGCUGCUGAGCUGUUCGAUCUCUUGAACGAGGAUCUCCUUCACUCUUUCCCCAAGAUCCUGCGGAAUGAAAUCUCCGUGCAUAUCAUUCAAAGCCGCAGCCACAUCCUCAAUACCUACGAUGAAGCACUGUCCCGAUACGCCGAGUCUCGAUUCGCUCGCGACUACGUGGACGUCUUGACCAAUGCUCGAGUCAAGGAAGUCCACGAUGACAAGGUCCUCUUCACCCAGACUGAAGACGGCAAAACUGUCACCAAGGAGAUUCCCAUGGGCUUCUGUCUCUGGUCCACUGGUGUCUCCCGCGCUCCUCUUUGCAAACGACUCUCCGACAGACUCGAAUCCCAAAAUAACAGGCAUGCCCUGGAAACUGACUCUCACUUGCGCCUAAUUGGCGCACCGUUGGGCGACGUCUACGCGAUCGGCGACUGCAGCACGGUGCAGAACAACAUCGCCGAGCACAUUGUGUCCUUCCUGCGCACCAUUGCAUGGGAGAAGGGCAAAGACCCGCAGAAGUUGCACCUGACCUUCCGCGAGUGGAAGGAAGUCGCCAAUCGCGUCAAGAAGCGUUUCCCUCAGGCUUCGAAUCACCUCCGGCGGCUUGACAAACUCUUCGAGCAAUACGACAAGGACCACUCGGGCACCCUUGACUUCGGCGAACUCUCUGAAUUGCUACACCAGAUCGACAACAAGCUGACCUCGCUCCCGGCUACCGCGCAGCGCGCCAACCAGCAGGGUGAGUACCUCGGUCGCAAGUUGACCAAGAUCGCAGCCGCGUUGCCGGGUAUGCAGGUCAACCAGAUUGACUAUGGGGAUCUGGAUGAGGCGGUGUACAAGGCCUUUAAGUAUAAGCAUCUGGGCAGUUUGGCAUACAUUAGCAAUGCGGCGGUAUUUGACUUUGGAGGCAUGAACUUCAGUGGCGGCGUGUUGGCGAUGUAUCUGUGGCGGAGCGUGUACUUCGCCGAGAGUGUGAGCUUCCGGACCAGAUGUAUGCUGGCCAUGGACUGGGCGAAGAGAGCGCUGUUUGGAAGAGAUCUUAUGAGUUUUUAGUAUUAUAGUUUUAUGAGUUUAUUCCCGACCCCCUUCGUCAUAGUGGGGGUUAAUUUAGAUGCAUGAAUGACCUUAAUUCUUCCG